Molecule: messenger RNA, 1552 nt
Organism: Heterobilharzia americana
Lineage: Eukaryota; Metazoa; Platyhelminthes; Trematoda; Strigeidida; Schistosomatidae
Source: the annotation of a GenBank genome assembly
AAGUGAUACAAUGUGACGGAUCAGGGGAAAUUGUACUCAGUCAUUUUAGUUUAAAGAAAAAAGUAUUAUGAAACUAUCCAGAGAAGCUUCACAAGAACGAAAAGUCAGAAGUAAUAGUGAUGCUACUACUUAUCCUAUUGGUGGAUACAGUCACAGUAUUCAUAAGAGUCGUACACAAUAUACUGAUACAACUAUGAAUAACGAUAAUUAUGAUAGUUCAACAACUGAUAAUUUAACGGAAGAUGAUAAUCUCCGUGUUAUGGUUGAAAUGUUCCGUCCACAUAUCUAUCGUGAUGUCAAGUAUAUUCUACUCGAAGAACAGUCUGUACGUAAAGCUUUAAGAAAGAAUAAAACAUUAUCCUUUCCAUGUAAAUGUUAUCAUUUAUGUGAAUUCAGUUAUUUAAUUCAACCAAUGACUAAUGCAUUAGAUGAAUUGUAUAAAGAGUACGCUUUAUUACAUGAUGAUUAUCAUAAAUUAUUUUAUGCUGACACAAUCUCUACAGAUGGAAAUAUCAUUUACAUCAAUAAUAAUAAUAAUAAUAAUAAUAAUAAUAAUAAUAGUCAUCAUCCUGUACAAGUAGUAAAACAAAAUGAAUUCAAUACUCAAUAUGUAUUAAGUCUAGUUAAAUUUUAUUAUGACAUUGAACAUUUAAACGAAAAAUUAAAUGCACAAAACAAUGAAUGGAUAUUUCGUAAAACGCUUGAACCUUAUCUAGAAAUUAUACGUUUGUAUAUUAAUAAAAAAAUGACUACAUUAAAAUGGGAAAGAAUUAAAUUAUGGUUUAUGAAUCAUUUAAUCGCUAAAAAAAAGUGUAUUUGUUUACAUUGUGAUUAUCGUGAUAUAUUAAUCGAUUAUAGAGAUGCUUUAAUUAAUUUGCAUAAAGAAUAUAUUAUCCUUUAUGCAAAUUAUUAUGUAUUGAUAAAUUCAACAAAUUUAAAUGAAAAGGAUAUAAAUAAUAAAAAUAUACGAACUGUUAGAAUUAAUUCCAAGAAUUUACAAUAUAUUAAAUUAUUCUUUACUGUAUUAUAAACAUUGUAUGUUUUGUUUAUCUUCUUCAUUUUCAACAAUUGAAUGUUGAAUUUUCUUGGGCGCGAAUAAAUUCCGUUUAAAAAAUAUGAUCUUUAAAUCACAAUAAAUAUUGUUCAAUAUUAUAUUAUAUAUAAUCAUUCAAAAAGUUGUUGAAAGUAUCCAUAUGUUUUUCUUAUUUAAAAAUGCUUAAGUGUCCAUUAUAUUUGUAAAAGAUAAAAUUAUUAAAAAUGUAAUAAGUAAAGUGAUUAAAAGUGUAACAGUAAAAUGCACAUACUGAUUAAUGUAUACUCUGUACGCAUUGUUUUACGAGAAUAUUGUUGAAAUGGUUAAGAGUAAUACAAGUUAUAGUAAAGGUGGAUGGUGAAUAACAGUGGAAUCCAGGAUGCACAUUUCAUCCUAUUUGGAUUCCUCACAGGAGCCCAUAUGUCAAUAGAGACUGACCAAUUCGGUCGAAUCAACGACAGUGUAAUACAAGCAAUAACAGUAAUACAAGUGUUAUCAGACUGAAUAGUAGAAUAAAAC